Messenger RNA from Fusarium mangiferae, 2022 nucleotides. RefSeq lists its product as uncharacterized. The coding region runs from base 1 to 2022 and encodes 673 amino acids. Lineage: Eukaryota; Fungi; Ascomycota; Sordariomycetes; Hypocreales; Nectriaceae. The transcript has a single exon. The record is from RefSeq and is a predicted model, not a curated record.
AUGGAACAGCAGGAUCCUGAUACUCCAUCCACUCCCUCUGCCGUCCACCGUGAUACUGAACACCGAUCGACUCGCCAGUCCCCCGCGCCAUCAUCCUCGACGUUUUCGCUUACACCAGCUGCCCAGCGUCGAACCUCGAGCCCCUUCUCCCGUCCGACAACACCGGCAACGCCUGCUCCGAGCACAAUAUCAUCGAAUCGAAGUUCCUUGUCUACUUCCGAACCCACUCUACGGUUUCCUCGCCCCCAAGGCAAUCGGCAUCUCGCCAACUGGAUAUCGUCCAGUAAUCCAGACAUCAUGCGUAUCACCACCACCACUGAGGACACUGGCUUGUCCGAGUCCACUUAUGAACUAAUCUCGGGCACCGAUACCGAGUCUCAGGAUGGAAACUACACCGAGUCUAUCAGCGAGUCUGUCGGGUCCCUCGACGUGCACUACCCCGAAGACGUCCAUAGCCUAGCCGGCACUGAGCAGACGUACGAUGACGAAUCUCUUGCCGAUGAGAACGAACCCCCCGCUUUACAAUCCGUACAAGAGCCGCUUGUUAUGUCUGUGUCUGAAUCUAUGGACAUCAACGAGAUUCCACAAGCAGAGCAAAGCUGGGCCUCAGUCGUCAAGAAUGGCCCGCUUCCUGAGGUAGAGGCUGAAAUCGAGGCAGAAGAAGAGCCCGAGCUUGAGCCUGAUACCAAAGCUGAGCCUGAGUCUGAGUCGGAGGAUGAAGCUCGAUCUCGAAGCUCUCUUGAGUAUACUCAACAAAGUCUCAAAACCCCAUCGAUCCCUAGCCCCGACGCUAGCAUGACUGAAGACAGCCAGAAGCCGUCUCCUGAUGAUGUCCAAGAGCAGGCAGAGAGCCAGCGAGCGCGAUUCAACAAAUGGUUGAAUGAAGUUCAGCCCCAUACGAUCCGUCCCCGGGAGGCAAUGAUCAAAUUCGCCAAAUCUAUCCUCCCCGCGGUCCUCGCCAUUGUCUUGAUGUCGUUGAUCCGCACCUGCUACACUCCACUAUCGAAAGAAGUAGUACCCCACAUACCCGCAGCCACCUCCGCUGUCACAACUCACCCCACUCUGUUGACUUCAAGCUAUACUUCAUUGCCAACAUUGGCGGUUCUUUCAACAUCAGCGGGACCUACAGGUCUUGUCCCUCUUGAGAAUCUCGGACCUGAUGAGUGGCUCUGGGGUGCCAAGAAGCCCGAGGUGACUGUCACCAGACAGCGAGGUGGAUUUUUAAUCCACAUGCCUCGAAGUGCUAAGAAACUAUGGCUUGAUCGUGACUGUCUCAAGUUCGACGCCAAGCGAGGUGACCAAUCUGUUGGAUUUGGUACCUCAUCUGUCGACGAAGGCAUUCUUCUCAAGAUUCCCAAGGAGGAAGCCCAUGGAACAAUCAAGAUUGACAUUUUCACUACUUGUCGACCCAAGGUUCACAAGGUCCUUCGUAUCACAUUCCAGAAGGGUAUCAUCUCAGAGGCUUUAGACUCGACCUGGGCCUUUGCACAAUACUUCCCAGAACUUGUCCCCGCUGCUGCUCAAGAGGCAGAGCGGUGUCUUGAGGAAGCCAAACGCUCCCUGGGAACAGCCUCUGACAACUUCAUGAAUACAUCUGACAGCGUCUUCAAGAACUUGGAACACAGAUUCCACAAGGCCCACCGAUCUUUGAGCUGGAUCAAGACCGAUAUCAGAGACCGUGCCAAGAUUGCGACAGAGGGCAUCUCGAGGCAACUGGAGGCAGUUGUGGGCGACGUCAAGCUGUACAUGCCUGACACGCAAGCGAUGCAACAACAGGCAAAGUUGGAGUUGCUGAAUGCUCAGAUCCAAGCUAGGCUCUGGUGGAUCAAGUACACCGCAGGAGAGAAAGAGUAUACUCGCUACCAAUGUGCGGCCAAGAAGUUCAUGGCCAAGAAGCUUGCAAAUGACAGGAAGCUUCGAAAGACAACCAACAAGAUCAGUAAGACGUCUGGUUUCGAGCAAUUCUUCCGUGCUUGGUCCGUAAAGAACCGUCGAGACACAGGAGAGGGACAGAGGGUAUAG